Molecule: messenger RNA, 1491 nt
Organism: Arachis stenosperma
Lineage: Eukaryota; Viridiplantae; Streptophyta; Magnoliopsida; Fabales; Fabaceae
Exons: 3
Coding region: 1-1491 (496 amino acids)
Source: RefSeq, a predicted model, not a curated record
AUGGUAAGAAACUCAAAUAGAAAGGAUAUUGGAGAUGCCAAAUUUUAUAUUAUCAUUGAUGAAGCUUGUGAUGAAUCUAAAAAAGAGCAAAUGACUAUUGUUUUGAGAUUUGUUGAUGUGGAUGGUUUUAUUCGUGAACGCUUCUUUGAUCUUGUACAUGUUAGUGAUACUAGUGCCUUGACUUUGAAAAAAGAGUUGGUGUCCGUGCUUUCUAUUUAUAAUCUCCAAAUUGAAAAUAUUCGAGAUCAAGGGUAUGAUGGUGCUAGCAAUAUGAGAGGGGAAUGGAAUGGUUUACAAGCUUUAUUUCUCAAUGAUUGCCGACAAGCAUAUUAUGUCCAUUGUUUUGCUCAUAGAUUACAGUUAGCACUAGUGGCUGCUUCAAGGGAAGUUCUUCAAAUUCAUGAGUUUUUCACACAAUUGACUGCUAUUGUCAAUAUUGUUGGUGCAUCUUGCAAACGACAUGAUCAACUACAAAAAGCUCAAGAAAUUGAAAAUACAAAAUUGGUUGCCAAUGAUGAGCUAAAAACAGGUCAAGGUGCAAAUCAAAUGGGCACUUUACAAAGAGCUGGAGAUACAAGAUGGAGUUCUCACUUUCAUUCUGUUUGUAGCUUGAUAAGAAUAUUUGCAGCUACUCAAACCGUUCUUAAUAACAUUAUUGAUGAUGGUACAACUUCUAUUCAAAGAAGUGAGGCUUAUGGUGUCAACAAAGUGCUAUCCUCGUUGGAAUUUAUUUUUUCGUUACAUUUGAUGAAGGAAAUUAUGGGGAUUACUAAUAUUUUGUGCCAAGCAUUACAACAAAAAUCUCAAGAUAUUUUCAAUGCAAUGCAUGUUGUUUCCACAUCAAAACUACUUCUUCAAAAAUUGAGGGAUAAUGGUUGGUGCAAUUUACUUGAGAUUGUUAAGAAGUUUUGUGAGAAACAUGAAAUUGACAUCCCUGAUAUGUGGUGUUACAAUAUGAGUACACAAUACACGGUUGGAAGAGGUCGAUCUCGUCAACCAAAGAUAACAAUCGAGCAUCAUUAUCGAGUUGAUGUGUUUCUGGCAGCAAUUGACUCUCAAAUUCAAGAGUUAAAUAGUAGAUUCAAUGAGGAAACCAUGGAGCUUUUGACUUUAAGUACUGUUUUAGACCCUAAAGACAAUUUUAAGUUGUUUAAUAUUCAAAAUAUAUGCAAGUUAGCUGAAAAGUUUUAUCCUUCAGAUUUUUCUGAUCAUGAAAUGAUUCUCUUGAAUGCUCAAUUGCAACAUUAUGCAUUUGAUAUACCGAAUCAUCUAAAAGAUGUUGGGACACUUUCUGAGUUAUAUCAAAGAUUGAAGGAAACAGGAAAAUCAAGAACUUAUCAUUUGGUUGAUAGACUGAUUCGCAAUGUCUUGACUCUUCCACAUAAUGUAACACACUGUGAUCAUCAUCAUUGUGCAGAAGAAGGGGAGAAAGUUGCAAGCUUUGAUCCGAUGAAGAUGAACACCAACCAUGGUUUUAGAGAGAAACGGUGA